Penaeus vannamei (Pacific white shrimp) is the source of this 3202-nucleotide messenger RNA. The record is from RefSeq and is a predicted model, not a curated record. NCBI's taxonomy places the organism in Eukaryota, Metazoa, Arthropoda, Malacostraca, Decapoda, Penaeidae.
UCGUACAAACAAAUGGUCUAAGCGACAUCUGGGGAUAGUCUUUAAGUAUAGUGUUAACCACUAGAUGUAUUGAAAACCAAUUGUGCGAACCGAAUUGACAGAAUAAUGACAAAUGAAUUAGAAAUUUUAAAUCCAGGGGAUGAAACUGCCACCAAGGCAAGUGUCAGUGAUGUGACGGCACGGGCUUUGUACGACUUUGAUGCACAGCCUGGCACAGGAGAACUCAGUAUCAAGGAGGGGGAAAUCCUUGCAGUUUUACGGCAGGAUGUGGGGGAAGGAUGGUGGGAAGGUACCAAUUCUCAGGGACAAACUGGACUCUUCCCUGCAGCAUAUGUGGAGGAGGUGACAACUGCACCUCCUUCCAUGCCUCCACCACCACUGCCAACAGAGUAUGCAAACACAGGUGAAUGGGCAGACAAUUGGUCUAACGUUGGUGCUGGAACUGGAGGUGGAGGUGGAGGCGAAGGCGUAGGCUGGAAUGCAAACACAGCUUCUAAUGUUGGUUACAAUGCGGAGACUCAAAAAAGACCUGUGUCACAACAGAUGAGCUACGAUAAUGAUGAUUGGGAUGACGACUGGGAUGAUGACGAUUCGGAAACAGGCACCAGCAAUCUCAAUGGUGCAGGCAAUUUUGGAUUAUCAGCACCCAACCGUUCUGUAAAACCAACAAGCAGUGUUGGGGAUGUUAGUUCAGCAGGUCGUGAUGGCCGUGGAACUGUGAAGAAGAGCUUCAAUCGUUUCUCCAAUCUAGCAAAGAGUGGAGUAGAGGAUUUCCUUGUGGGGGCUGGAAAGGCAUCAGUGGAUGAGAAGGAAAAGGUAUUUGUAGACGAGACGGCAAAUGGGCCACGGUGGAGACCAAAUCCCCAUGAAUUUACAUGUGCUAUAUCUUCACCCAAAAAAGAAUCAAAAUUCCAUGGAAUGAAAAGUUUCAUUGCUUACACAGUUAUGCCAUCAUUUUCUUCAACAUCAGUUUCAAGGAGGUACAAACAUUUUGACUGGAUACAAGCUCGACUGAGUGAGAAGUUCCCUCUCAUACCAAUACCACCACUUCCAGAAAAACAGAUAUCAGGUCGAUUUGAGGAAGAUCUAAUUGAAUACAGAAUGACAAUGUUGCAGUCUUGGAUAGAUCGAAUUUGUCGUCACCCAGUAGUAGCCCAGUGUGAGGUAUUCCACCAUUUUGUAACCUGUCCAAAUGAUGAGAAAUUAUGGAAAACUGGCAAGCGAAAAGCUGAAAAUGACAAAUUGGUUGGAGCAAACUUCUACCUGGCCAUUGAGCGAUCAGAUCAACCUUUGGACAUGAUCCAGACGGAAGCCAAAUUAGAAGGGUACACUCGCUUCUUCUCCAAUAUGGAUGAGGCUGUGAAGUUACUACAGAACACUUGCUUGGACCAAGCCAAAAAGCAUCAGACAGCUUAUAAGAGAGAAUAUAACAAGGUUUCACAUGCAUUCUCCAAGCUUAGUCGAGCAUUUGACACAGAUCCAUCUAACUGUGCUCCAGGACUGACUGAAGCCAUCCAUCAUGUCAGUGAGGCUUAUGCAGAUAUAGGCACAGUAUUUGAGGAAGAACCAAAGCAUGAUUGGGAUCCUUUGUGUAAUCUUCUGUUCGAGUACAAGGGUCUGAUAGAUGGAUUUCCAAGUGUCAUCUCAGUUACCAAGGGAGCAAUAGCAAAAAGGAGACAAGUGGAGAAGGAGGCUAGUGAAGGAAGGUUGGACUAUGACCAGGUUCCUCCCAUGAUUAAGCGCUCUGACACAGUUGCGUACGCCCUUCAUGCAGAAGUAGCACAUUUCCAUGAUGAACGCACCAGGGACUUCAAGAAGGCAAUGACUUCUUUCCUCACUGAACAAAUCAACUUUUAUCAAAAGGUGCUAGGGAAGAUGCUGGUCGUGAUCUUGGCGACGGCUGUCAUGAGCGGCCUUUGUAUGGCUGCGACGGACGCCACAGGCUGUCCCGUGAGCUUCCGCGGGAAGUGCCACUGCGGCCUGGCUUAUUCGCGCUACGACAGCUUCAAAGAUAAAAGAUACACCGUCAACUGCACAAACACGGGAUUCUCGACGACGGACAUGCUUCACGAAUUACCAGAAGAUACGGAGGUGCUCAUCUUCACCGGGAAUUACGUGCCGGAACUCCCUGCCAAUGUCCUGGACAACUUGAAGGACUACAGUGAUCUGGACGCCAUCGAUAUGUCCAAUAACAACAUCCGCUUCAUCCAGGGCAAGACUUUCCAUAAGGUCUAUACCGUGACAACUUUGGUCCUGGACCAUAAUGACCUCGAGAUCACGGACGACAAAGAGCGGCCCAGGAUUUUCAGCAACUUUGAGGGAUUAGAACGUCUGCAUCUCACCAACGCCUUUACGGAGAGGAUUAACGCAUCUGAUUAUCUUCUUAGCCUGGAAGACAUUUUCUACGAGAGCAAAUUGACAGAACUGAGAGUUCUUCACUUGGAACAAAACGAGAUCUGGUCAAUCGGGAGAAACCAAAAGGUGUUCUGCCAGCUUCCCAAAAUAGAGCAGAUCCUCCUGGGAGACAACAGACUGGUGGAUUUCGACUUCAGGAUAGAUUGUCUUCCUGAAUUGCGAUAUCUUGAUUUAGAGAGGAACAUGAUUUCCAGACUUACUGACGAGGCAAUGACAAGACUAGAUGCCUUUUCCAAUAAAAAAGGAAGUGUACUGCAGAUAAAUAUGGAAGAAAAUCCCUUUGUAUGUGACUGUCGCUCCAAGGCCUUCAUUCAUUGGCUAAACUCAACAGAGAUAGAUGUGUUGAGAAGCACAACCUACAAAUGCGUUGAUGGAUAUCCAAGAACAAAUAUCGAGAAGCACCUUCAGGAGGUGCAACAGCUGACUUGUCCCUCGUUCAAGAGCAAAACUAGUAUCAGCGACGACGUCUUCACGGAACGCGAACUUGAAGAUUUCCACAACACCCAUUAUGGAGAUCACCACAUCACUGGCUACUCAUCAGCAACCAUCGGCGCUCUGUCCUUCUUGCUCGUGUUUACUUCUUCUUUGUUGCUAGCCGUGGCCUACUUCCAUCGCCAGAAAUUAAAGUACUUGGCUACACCUGUCUGGACAUUCAUAACCAGAUACGUUGGCUAUACGGGCAUUGCCGACGAGGAAACUCCGCGGGAAGUGAAUGUCUAGUUUUAAGCUGUUGCAGAGGCGUGUAGUAGUGUAAUGGUGUCCAUAAUAAAGCGCCACUUCGAAUAUA